Alosa sapidissima (American shad) is the source of this 3478-nucleotide messenger RNA. RefSeq names its product netrin 4 (gene ntn4). Gene Ontology annotation, molecular function: protein binding. NCBI's taxonomy places the organism in Eukaryota, Metazoa, Chordata, Actinopteri, Clupeiformes, Clupeidae. The transcript has 10 exons. The record is from RefSeq and is a predicted model, not a curated record. Gene Ontology annotation, cellular component: laminin trimer. Bases 402 to 2399 code for a protein of 665 amino acids. Gene Ontology annotation, biological process: substrate adhesion-dependent cell spreading; basement membrane assembly; cell migration.
GGCCCUGUAUGUGCGAAUUAGUACAGUCUCUAUGAGAGAGCGUGAGAGUCAUCUGCGUGCUUCGCAGAAGAAGAGAAAUGCGCAACAGGAUUUAAUGCGUAGCCUACACCUGUGUUCUAAGGAGGUCUCUUGUGCACUGCGUCAAGCUAUCCAAUGUUCCGCUUGCUCACUUGUUCUCAUGGAGCGAAACUUUUUCCGGCCUGGAGUUGUUUUGCCUCUUGAAACUUGACGUUACAUAGGACUACGUGAGGACAUACGUGAGGAUUCACCUGCGAGCCACCUGGGCAGACAAACACGAGGAAAUCCCUGAUUGUGCGCAACCGGAUAAUCUAGUGAUCGCAUCGAAAUAACUUCAACCAAGCGCUUAUCAAGAGACGUCUGAGAACAGCACGAACUAGGCAAUGUUGUUGUGGUUGGUGAUUGUGAUGACGAUGAUGAUGAGAAGGAAGCGAAAGAGGAGAGGUGUUAUGCUUUUGUGUCUGUUGGCGCUAAGCGGGCUUCCCUCUACCCGGGGAGGUUGCGACCAGGGGGCCUGUAAUCCUCGCAUGGGCAACCUUGCUUUGGGUCGUCCGUUGAUGACACAGACAGUGUGUGGCUACAACACCACCGAGGCCUUUUGCUGGUACGGGGAGAAGAUCGACGCACACGCACUAAAAAACUCCGCAGCUAACCUCGUCAGUAGCGGCAAAGCUUCGGAAUCUCUUUGCGGCACGCUGCAGUGUGGCAAAUGCAACGCCGCGCGACCGCACCAGUCUCAUCUGGCGUCCGACAUGAGCGACUCCUCCUUCCGACACCCGAACACCUGGUGGCAAUCGGCCGAAGGCGUCGCCACGGAAACAGUCCAGUUGAACUUGGAGACCGAAUUCUACCUGACUCAUCUGAUUUUGGUGUUCCGCUCCCCGCGUCCAGCCGCGUUGGCUCUGGAACGUUCUCCGGACUACGGGAAGACGUGGACUACCCUGCAGCUGUACGCGCGGGACUGUGAUAGAACGUUUGGGGUGCCUGAGGGAGACACGUGCACACAGAAGUAUUCAGCCGGAUACCCUUGUACAAGAGGAGAGGUAAUUUUCCGUGCCCUCUCACCCUGGCACACCCUGGACCCCUACAGCAGCCCGGCUCGUGCCCGUCUGACCCUCACCAACCUGCGGGUGCGUCUGCUCCAGCACCAGCCCUGCCCAUGCCAGCUGAAGGAGGCCAGGGGCACGGGAGGCACCGCUGGCACUGGGGACAAAGCUGGGGAGAUGCCGGUGCCAGGGCAGCACUUUGCCAUCUAUGACUUCAUAGCCAAGGGCAGCUGCCUGUGCAAUGGGCACGCCGACCAGUGUGUGCCCGCGCCAGGGUACCAGCCAUCUCGAGACCGGACCAAUCAUGUGGUUCACGGGAGGUGUGUGUGUCGGCACCACACUGCCGGUGCCCACUGUGAGCGUUGCGCUCCUCUCUAUAACGACCAGCCCUGGCAGCCCGCCAAUGGACUCACGGGAGCCCCCAACGAGUGCAAGAAGUGUAAGUGCAAUGGCCACGCUGAGAGCUGUCGCUUUGACGUGACGGUGUGGCUGAGUUCUGGUCUGCAUUCGGGAGGAGUGUGUGACUGCACACACAACACGGAGGGCCCAAACUGCCAACGCUGCAAAGCCGGCUUCUACAGGGACCCCCACAGACCUCACGCUGCCCCCGACUCCUGCAGACCAUGUGAGUGCGAUCCUAAGGGAACCGUGGCAACCGACGAUGGUGGCGGAGCAUUCUGUGACCAUGGUAACGGCGAGUGUGUGUGCAAGCCCGGUGUGGGCGGGUUGCAGUGUGACAGGUGCAGAGUGGGUUACUGGGGUUUCCAUGACUACGGCUGCAAGCCAUGCAACUGCGCAGGUGACUGCGACCCCUACACCGGAGACUGUGUAGCUCUACCUGAUCUGGAGGUGCCUCAGAGGGGGAACUCCAGUGAGCUGUUCCGUGUGGAGGAGCUCUUCUCAGCCUUGCGCUCUUCGGAAAAGUGUGUCUGUAAGGAACCAGACCUGGGAAACAGCAAAAUCUUCUGCACCAUGAAAUAUGACUAUGUUGUGAAAGUGAAGGUGGUGUCGGCUCAUGACAAGGGCUCCCACGCGGAGGUGCUGGUGAAGCUGAGGAAAGUCCUGUGGCGCAGCUCCGAACUGAGGCCUAAGGGGGCCUUGUGGGAGAGCUCCGCACUGAGGCUCGAGCGGGGAACUAUCACUCUCUACCCGGAGUCCUGGACAGCAAGAGGCUGCACCUGCCCUGUCCUCUACCCAGGUGUGGAAUAUUUGGUGGCAGGCCACUCAGACAGGAAGAAGGGUCGUCUCCUGGUCAACAUGAAGAGCUUCGUGAAGCGAUGGACCACCAGCCUCGGACGCAAAGUCCUCCACGUCCUCAAACAUAGCUGUGCCUAGCAGCGGAGGAGGAGAGGAGACGAGGAGGAAGAGGAGUGGAGGGGUGAGAGGAAGAGGAGGAGAGGAGGAAUGGAGCAAAGAGGACUCUUAUGGCAGUAUUGCCACAGCGAAGAAAAGCAAGAAACCUCACAUGCAGAGAUAAAGAGAGAGGGAAAGAGAGAGAGAGGAAGAGAGAGACUCUCAAAGACGUCUAUUGGAAAUGCACUUUAACCCAAGUGGGACAACACUGUCAGAUUCCUGCUGGAACACGGACUCACUCACACACACACACACACACACACACACACAAACAUGAGCAGGCAGACACACUUUUGCACAUACACAGAUGCUCACUUACACACACACACACACACACACACACACACACACACACACACAUACAUUCCUUUAUACUGUGUCACAUUGCAGUAUCACACCAUUAGAAAAGAUGUUCCAGUUUUCUGGGUGAUUGUGCUUCUGCGUGUUUGUUUCUGUAUAAGUGUGUUUGUGUGUGUGUGUGUGUGCCUGCGUGUCUGUUUCUGGGUGUGUGUGUAUAUGCGUGUGUGGUUGGUGGGAGGUGAUGGAGUUGGAGUGGCAAAACUACUUUGAUGCAACGUUAUCUGUGGCACUGUAUCCUCUUUGCCAACAAAUCACACACACACACACACACACAAACACACACACAAACACACACACAUACAUGCACACACUCACACACACACAAAUUCAAACAAGUUUCAUUUAUAAAGGAACAAUUAUUAAAAAGUAUGUUUUAAAUCAUAAAAGCCAUAAAGUCCAUGUUGCCUUAUUGAGGUAAGAUCGAAGAGAAAUUUGUAUAUAAUAGUAUUUCUGUAUGUGUUUGAAUGUGUGUGAGUGUGUGUGUGUGUGUGUGUGUGUGUGUGUGAGUGUGUGUGUGUGUGUGUGUGUGUGGAGAGAGAGAAGGAAAGAAAAUAAUUUUUACAGUCAGCACACUGUUAUUCCAUUUUUUGUCUUUAUGUCUGCCCAUGCCAUGUAAUGCUUCCCCUUUGUAGCAGACAGAUCUACUUGUCAGUUGUUAUAUAGGCAUAGAAAAUAAAUAUCUCCAUCAGCCCCAUCACAAA